Molecule: messenger RNA, 1669 nt
Organism: Amphibalanus amphitrite
Lineage: Eukaryota; Metazoa; Arthropoda; Thecostraca; Balanomorpha; Balanidae
Product: guanylate cyclase soluble subunit beta-2-like
Exons: 3
Coding region: 46-555 (169 amino acids)
Biological process (GO): intracellular signal transduction; cGMP biosynthetic process; receptor guanylyl cyclase signaling pathway
Molecular function (GO): peptide receptor activity; guanylate cyclase activity
Source: RefSeq, a predicted model, not a curated record
AUUUUUGUACGCACUGUUCAGGUGGAGACGAUCGGAGACGCCUACAUGGUGGUGGGCGGGUGUCCCGAGGUGGACCCCGACCAUGCCGAGCUGGUGGCCCGACAGGCUCAACAGAUGAUACAGGGAUCGGGCCAUGUGCUGGUGCCCAAUACGCAGAGGCCCGUUCAGAUCCGUGUGGGAAUGCACACUGGUCCCGUGGUGGCCGGUAUAGUCGGAGUGAAGAUGCCCCGCUACUGCCUCUUUGGAGACACAGUCAACACUGCAUCCAGAAUGGAGUCUCACGGGCUGGCCGGUCAUAUUCACAUAAGUCACUCCACCUACACAUGCCUCCGCAGCAACCAGCGGUUCUCGUUCGAGCGGCGCGGUCAGAUCCCAGUCAAGGGGAAGGGUAUGAUGUACACCUAUUUCGUGGUCGACCUGGAGCCGGGAGAGCCGGUGGUUCCUGAGCCGCCGCCGCCUCCCGCCUACCAGCACGGCCUCCAGCCGAGCUCCAGUCGACUGAAGGUGGUGCCCGUCCGACGGCAUCCGUUCAGCGCCGUCUGUGAGGUCAUGUGAGGUCGUGGGAGGUCGUGGGAGGUCGUGGGAGGUCAUAGGUGGCAAUGAGAGGUCAUGCGAGGUUGUAGGUCAUAAGAGGUCAUAUGAGGUCAUCGAAAGUCACGUGAGGUCGCAAGGGGUAUCUCCGGCCGCAGAGGUUAUGAAAAGUCACAAAGGUUGUAUAAGACUGCAGGUCAUGUCAUGUCGAGUGAGUGUGGCUUUCUAGGUCAUGCGAGCUCGCUCCAGGCAAUGAGAGGAAUGCGACGGUUUGGGAAAGUACAAGGUCAGGCUAGUUCACAGGUGUAGGGUCGUGUGAGGUCAUUCGGGACCAUGCAGGGCAUGUCAGAUCCGAGCUAUGCGAGACUAACUGUCGUAUUCGGUGAGAAAGCGUUCGAAGUCAUCCAUGGUCGUUUGAAGUUCGACGAUGUUUUUAGUUCAUACAAGUCAUGCAAGGCACAGGAGAUUAGGGAUCAGGUUACAUUGUACACCCUCUAUGUGAUUUGUGAACAAUGUUGUUUCUAUGUGAAUGUGGUGAGCAUAUGUCCACUGAACAUUUGUGAAAAUGUGUGUGCAGAUACUAAAUGUCAAUCGAUCGUUUUGUGCAUGGAUGGCAGAUGGAUCGGCGAGGUUUGGGCUAGGUCUUUAUCCGUCGUAUUUUGCCGGAUAGCCAGUUCGAGAUAUUACUGUAAUACUCAUGCAACAGUUAGCGUAGAACCUAGCACAGAUGUGCUUCAGCCAUGUAACUAUUGGAUCCGAAUGUUGAUGUGGUGGCAACAUGGUAGACUGCAAGUGAGCGCAACGUUGACAAUGUCAUCACAAGGCAGCGCUACUGAAACUUCCGAGCGUCGAUGACCGAAAAAGUACAAGAGUAAAUAGGCUGCUGGAUAUGCAUCAUACCUAGUCAUGAAGAGAACAACUAAAUGGUUCUGAUUGAAUGUCGCGUGACCGCCGUGACUGUUUUGCAAUGUAACAAAUAUACUCGUCUUUGAUUGUCGUGCUCCUAAAGGUAAACGCCAUGGCACAAAAGAGAUCUCCUUAGACCGUAAUGAGUGUACAAAUCGUGGGUUCCUCGUUGAAACUGUAUGCGAAUUCGUGAUCUCUGUCGGCUUCGUAACAUUAUAAAAAGAGCAGUUUU